AUGAUAAAGGCAAUCAUCGUCGUCAACAACCACGGAAGGCCGAGGUUGCUCCGCUUCUACGAUGGAACGCCUCACGAGAAGCAGCAGCACAUUCUGCGCCGGGCGUACCAGCUCGUGUCUCAGCGGCCGGACGACGCGUCGUGCUGCUUCGCGGAAGACAAAGAGCUCCUGGGCCCCGCGGCCAAAAUCAUAUACAGGCACUUUGCGACGUUAUACUUUAUCUUCAUUACGGAUGACAUGGAGAGCGAGCUUGGAGUUCUAGAUCUCAUCCAGGUCUUUGUCCAGGUCCUUGAUUCGUGUUUCGAGAAUGUCUGCGAACUCGAUCUCAUCUACCAUUUUGACAAGGCGAAUUUCAUCUUGGACGAAAUUGUUGUCGGAGGUUUGGUAAUUGAGACAAACGUCGACAACAUCCUUCACUCCAUAAGCAGUGUAAAGAAGCUAGUGGACAGUGAAGCCUCCCUGUUCGCUGCAGCAUGA
Messenger RNA from Besnoitia besnoiti, 477 nucleotides. RefSeq names its product adaptor-related protein complex 3, sigma 2 subunit. The coding region runs from base 1 to 477 and encodes 158 amino acids. Gene Ontology annotation, biological process: Golgi to vacuole transport; intracellular protein transport. The record is from RefSeq and is a predicted model, not a curated record. The transcript has 6 exons. Gene Ontology annotation, cellular component: intracellular membrane-bounded organelle; AP-3 adaptor complex; membrane coat. NCBI's taxonomy places the organism in Eukaryota, Apicomplexa, Conoidasida, Eucoccidiorida, Sarcocystidae.